Molecule: messenger RNA, 2729 nt
Organism: Branchiostoma floridae (Florida lancelet)
Lineage: Eukaryota; Metazoa; Chordata; Leptocardii; Amphioxiformes; Branchiostomatidae
Product: CD63 antigen-like
Exons: 7
Coding region: 123-878 (251 amino acids)
Cellular component (GO): membrane
Source: RefSeq, a predicted model, not a curated record
GUCCAUUAUAUCCCUCCGCGAAGAGAUAUGCCCCAAGGCGGAUGUGAAACGUCACACAGGUAAACUUCAUUCCGAGAAGACAGACGUCUGUUGCACAGCACCUUACCACUACUACAGGCAACAUGGGCGCUACAGGGUCAAUGCAAUGCAUCAAGUACCUGCUUUUCGCAUUCAAUUUGAUCUUCUGGAUCACUGGCCUGGCUAUGAUCGGGGUCGGUGCAACCGUGAAGAUUGCGUUUGGGGACUACUUUGACUUCACGGGGAAUGCCUUCGCAUCUGCACCAGUCUUCCUCAUCAUUCUGGGAGUGUUUGUGGCCAUCAUCGGCUUCCUAGGCUGCUUUGGUGCCAUCAAGGAAAACUACUGCAUGGUCACCACUUUCGCCGUCCUCCUGAGCCUCAUCUUCAUUCUGGAGAUCGCUGCCGGCAUCACGGGAUACGUCCUGAGGAAUGACAUUGAGAAUGUGAUUGACACGGCCAUGACAGACUUCAUGAUGAAAUGGGAAAACACGACUAAGGGACGACUUGCCUUCGAUGGUGUUCAGAAAGAGUUUGAGUGCUGUGGUGUCAAGAACUACACCGACUGGUUCCAGAAGUCUCCCGCCUUCAACAGCACCAAGAAUGUCCCCGGGUCGUGCUGUAAGAAUGCCAAGACUGAGUUUGAUGUGAAGAAGCCUGACGACUCCUGUGGGGUGGAUGCUGGUACAGAUGCAACCAACAUUAACACUGAGGGCUGUCUGCUGAAGCUGGAGGACUGGCUGGCUGGCAACAUCCUCAUCAUCGGAGGAGCCGGGAUCGGGAUCGCCUUCAUACAGGUUGUUGGAAUCAUCUUUGCCUGCUGCCUGAUGAGGUCCAUCAAACAGGAGUAUGAAGUGGUUUGAUGACAUCAUUUCCACUGAGGGAACCACUGUGCCUUACCAGGACAACAAAUCUAAUAUGCCUUUUUUUAGAAAUUGACAUUCCAGUCUGUGGAGUAAGCUAUGGGUUUUAAGCACGAGUUUGUGGCAGGUUUAUCGGCAUAUCUUUGCAGUCGCUUAGUUAGAAUUGUGUUGCUGCAAUUAAUCGGACUGAAAAAGUAGGGCAAACGGAAAAUAUAAUCAUAUUCAUUCAUCUGGUUAGUUGGUUUCUUAUUGGCAAAUUACAAAGCGUUGUUUAGAAGCAGAAUGUGGUGGAUGAUUCCUUUGAUGUUGACCUUUUCCUGUGAAACAUGAGCACAAAAAAUCUCACCAGUCCUUCAUGGGCAACCUUGCAUUUGACUUUGGUUAGCCAGGUUGUCCACUGGGUUAGUAAAGUCACAUACAAGGUUGCCCAUGACUAUUUCAGGCUGCCUCAGUUCCAUGGCCCUAUGAUUCUUGCUUAGGGCUGUGUUGCUAAACAAAACAGGUUCAGUUGUAUUGUGGUCAAUGUUACAAGUUUAGUUGCAGGUCGCUAUUUUGAUCUCUUCCCUGCAGUAUAAUCUAAAAGGAAAGCAAUCGUAAAGUGUUUCAUAUGGAAAGAGAAUUGUUGAAAAUUAUUUGUGAUAGGAUAUAGAUGAGAUGUUUUAGGUACACUUGUACUUUGUGCUGUCUGAAUAAUCUGGCUUGGUUCAUAUUUAGUGACUAAUUUUGACAUGAGUUGCAGAGGAUACAAAAUAUGAUGGCUGUGCAAAAAUUCUGGCGUACUGUAAAUAAAAUCAUGCUUUUAAUUGCUCAGGGAAAAACAUGAUUGCAUUUUAGGAUCUUGAUAGGAAUGUAAAAAGGACCAGGUAUUAUCUGCUAUCAUCAUUCCUAAGCAUUUGUGUGCAUUUUAUGAAAUCUGUACAAAUAUGCAGAAAUCACUAUGUGAAAUGCAUGAAUCAUAUGAAAUUCACAGUUUUUUUAGAUGCCAAUCAUCCAACCACUGCCUAGGUCACAUGACAAAGGGGGAUAUUCAAGAUGGAAUUGGCAAGCUGCAAAGACUGGGAAAUAUGCUGUGACGCCUCAUGCAAAAAAUACGGGCGAUUAGAUUUGUCUUUGUGACAAAAUGCACACAUUCGAUGGUUUUAAGUAAAACAUCAUGGGUAGAAACACUCAGAAAUGUGCUUUCUCUCAAUGUAGUGGUCGGACAGUUUGGAAAAAAGACUGCAUUUUUCAUAAGGUUCAUAUGUUUUGCAUAAUGAUCAUGUAUUUUUCACAAGAUUUGUAUGUUUUUGCUUAGUGCCUCAUGCACUCUUUCACAAAAUUUGUACAAAUUUCAUAAAAUUUGUGCAAAUGUCAGGUACCCCUGUAGCUCCUGUGAUUCCUGUUGUUGAGCAAGUUCUCCUAAAGUUUGCCAAGAAUUGUUAUUCCAAUAUCUUAUAUCACAUGAGUUAUGUAUUUGAUAAUCAUAAGUGGCAUCAAUAAUCAAAAUCUUUCGAUGUUUGUCAAGAAAGUAACAAAAUAGUUUGUACUUAUAAUAAGAAGUCAUUUGGUAGCCUGGUAUCCAGCUGUAUUAUAGCUCCCGAGUCUCUUUUGUCCUCUCCAUGUAUAUUUGCAGAGGACAGAAGAGACUCGGGGAGCUAUAAAACGACUGGAUACUAGGCUAGUCAUUUUGGCAGAUGUAGCCUGACUGGAUCGUAAUUUGGUCAGGAGAAAUUCAUAUGAAAGUUAGUUGUAUUUUCUGCAGCUGUGCCAAAAGUGAUGGUCUUUUCUAUGACUGUAGUUUGUGGAUCCUAAAGGGACCAUUGAACACACUGAGUGAUGCAAAAUAAAGGAGUAAAGAUAUGUCAAAUUAAA